AUGACAGAGACGAAUAAUGACUUACAUUUAAAGGAUGAGAACACUCGAGAUCUACAGAAAAAGGAAGAUUUAGAUAUGAACCUAAUUUCCCAAAACUGUAAUCCGAAAAUGAGGGAUACAUUACAAGGAAACGCGAAUUUGCUAAGUAAUGGAAAAGAUGAAAUAUUUAUGCAGCUGCAAACUGAAUUGUUUGACAUUCUAUUGGAGAUUUAUAAUCUAAUUCCUACAUGGGGUUCGUUUAAAGAAAACUUUUAUUUUCAUUGGAAGCGAAUAAUUGGUGCUUGCAACUUUAAGGAUCUUCAUGCUUAUAGAUUAAUUUUUAGAUGCUUAGGGAAUUUACGCCCUUCUUCAACACCUAUAUUUAUUCUAAGACCGAUCAUUAAACAACUUGAUGAAUAUAGAAAAAUUUCAGAACCCGAAUAUUCUUCAUCUAAUUUUGAAUUGAACUCAAAUAUACAAGGGAAUAUAAUUACUAGCUCUCAAACUCCAAUUGUUAUGUUUCAAAAUACACAGACAAUAAAUAUUCCCAAUGUUCUAGUUGAAGAAAAACAAAAAAUAUUGCUUGAGAAUAAAAUAGGACCGAAUUUAUCUCCUGAUAAAUACAAUUCUAACCUUUUUCAUGGAAUAAUUAAUGAAAAUAAAGAGUGUUCAGGGUUGGGAAUAGCAGGAAUCAAUGAAAAAAAUUUCGUUCCAUUUUCAAAAUUUGAAAAUGACACAAUCAGUUCAGUACAAUCAAAAGACAAUCUUAAUAUUUUAUUUGAUAAUAUUUUCAAUUCAGUGAAUAAAAAUAUCUAUUUUUCUGACAUUAAAAAACACGAGAAUUUUUCAAUUGAUAUUGAAAAAUCUUCAGAAGACAUGAAGCUAACAAAUGAGUUAUUUAAUAAGGAAACCACUUUUUCGGAUGAUUAUAAUACUAAUGAAGUUAUUAAUAAUACAUUUAUGAUUUCGAAUUAUUGUAAUUCGAAUUCUAAAGUCUCUUCGCCAUAUGGAUCAACCUGCACAACAUCAUCACUUUCACCCACAGAAUGUAACAUUGCAGUUCCAAUAAUGGCUGCCUUUCAACAUAUUCAAGCUGUGGCAGUAGCAGCCGCUGUUGUGAAUAAUACUAAAAAUAAACUAAAUUCAGUAAAUGAUGCAUCAAAUGAACACCUUACAAUACAACCUAAGAAAAGGCCGAGGAGGAAUGGUGAUAUUCAAGGCGUAUAUUUCGACAAAAUACGUAAGCUUUGGCGUGCAAAUUGGAAAGAAAAUGGACGCGUUAAAACAAAAGGAUUUUCCGUUUUUCAAUUUGGAGAUGAAGGUGCUAGACAAAGGGCUAUUGAAUAUCGUAAAAGAAUGGAAAAAGAAUUCUAUAUCAUGCCUCACUCCAAAUUCUCUAGAAGCUCAAGUAAUGAUGGAACAAUUUAUAUUAAUUCAGAGAAAGCUUUAGGAAGCGAAGUUUCAGCUAUAAAGAAAGGUACUGAACGUGGUUCAAAUUUAAACAAUAUUUUAAAUAGUUCGAGGUUAAGCUCUGAAGAUAUGAAAUUUUCGGAAAAUUCGAAUUCCAAUUUAAAUAAUUGA
This is a messenger RNA of Cryptosporidium ubiquitum, 1560 nucleotides long. RefSeq lists its product as uncharacterized. Gene Ontology annotation, molecular function: DNA-binding transcription factor activity. The record is from RefSeq and is a predicted model, not a curated record. The transcript has a single exon. Lineage: Eukaryota; Apicomplexa; Conoidasida; Eucoccidiorida; Cryptosporidiidae. Bases 1 to 1560 code for a protein of 519 amino acids. Gene Ontology annotation, biological process: regulation of DNA-templated transcription.